ACAGAGCAGGCUGCAGGACAUCCACAUGAGGAACUGUCCGCAACAUAACGCGCGCUGAUCAUACGGGAAAUCCGAUGUUCCGACCGUUGGUCGAAGAACAUGUUGGUGUUAAAUUCAUCAAAUAGUCAAGACAAGGGCAGAUCAAUCGUCGAUCCGGUCCCAAGUCAAUGCGAGACCUUUACUGGCCAGUUCUAUUAUCAAUACCCGGGGCCGUCGCGGACCUUGGACUGAUAGCUUGUGGGUGGUUUAACCAUACAUGGAUGAGCCCAAGGAAACGACACCGAAGUCGACGGGGCAAUCCCGCCUUUUGCAGCAUGACAUGGCGCGAAAGAAUGGUUCAACAUUCAGAACUUGGAGCGAGAUGUAACGAAAUGGGCUUCUCACUUAGUUUUCAAAUCGCAUGGUCGCCGAAGAGUGGUUUGCGGAGAACUUCCAUAAGGGCGCUCCCCUCGGAACUGCGGGCCCUCCCCAACAUUGUCGAUGUCAAGAAGACUCGUGGUGAACACAAUCCGUUCCCUGGUGAGGAUGCAUUUGCUGCUUUUAGGACAAUUCCGUGGUCGCAGACAAGGGGACACGUGAUGCCUAGUGUGAUUAACGGGAAACUCCAAAGGUUUGCCUAUCGUCUACCUGACAGUUACUCCCAAAAGAAGUGAGAGAUCCCGGAUCCUGAACUUACGUGCAGUCUACCUAACAGCGGUACCCAAUACUGACUGUCUGGAUUUCCCAAAGAGGAUAACGCAUGGAAAGAGCCUACAUGGAAGCAAUACUGCCAGCCGAUCGCAGGCGGGGCAUUGCUGCCCUCGAAGAUGCUGAAUGGUUCUCAGUCCCGCCGA
This is a messenger RNA of Aaosphaeria arxii CBS 175.79, 833 nucleotides long. RefSeq lists its product as uncharacterized. Bases 168 to 653 code for a protein of 161 amino acids. The transcript has a single exon. The record is from RefSeq and is a predicted model, not a curated record. Gene Ontology annotation, molecular function: toxin activity. NCBI's taxonomy places the organism in Eukaryota, Fungi, Ascomycota, Dothideomycetes, Pleosporales.